GAGAAUAGAGAAACGGUAGUGGAGUAGCGAUAAAAGAGAAAAUGGGUGGCAAAGGAGGCGGAGGUAAAGGAUCAGGGGGUAGUGGAGGAGGUGGAGGUGGUAAAGGAUCAGGGGGUGGUGGUGGAGGAAGCAAAGGAGGAAGUGGAGGUAGUAAAGGCUCUUCAUCUGCUUCUUCGGGAUCAAAAUCAUCUUCUGGCGGAGGGGCCGGGAAAAGCAGUGCCUCACAUAGCGGCGGUGGUGCUGGUGGAAUGAUGAAAGCCCCCGGAGGGGGUGGUGAACAAAUAUCCAGAGCUGGCUUUGAAAAUAAUCCAAGUGGUUAUUUUCAAGGAAUUCGAAAGUAAGGACUGCUGGACUACAAUGAUCUUAUAGCUAUAGGUUCUAGUUAACAUGUAGAUAUACUGAACUGAAACUACGUUUGUGUCUCUUUGUGUUUUGUGUUUGAAUGAGAGCGACUGUA
Molecule: messenger RNA, 457 nt
Organism: Papaver somniferum (opium poppy)
Lineage: Eukaryota; Viridiplantae; Streptophyta; Magnoliopsida; Ranunculales; Papaveraceae
Product: putative glycine-rich cell wall structural protein 1
Exons: 1
Coding region: 42-341 (99 amino acids)
Source: RefSeq, a predicted model, not a curated record